This is a messenger RNA of Mustela erminea (ermine), 3961 nucleotides long. RefSeq names its product sarcoglycan delta (gene SGCD). Gene Ontology annotation, cellular component: sarcolemma; sarcoglycan complex. NCBI's taxonomy places the organism in Eukaryota, Metazoa, Chordata, Mammalia, Carnivora, Mustelidae. The transcript is spliced from 9 exons. The record is from RefSeq and is a predicted model, not a curated record. Gene Ontology annotation, biological process: cardiac muscle tissue development; heart contraction. Bases 810 to 1679 code for a protein of 289 amino acids.
CCCGAGCCGGCGAGAUCGCCCUCCAUGCUGCGGGCUCUGCGGUCGCCUUCCGCUCAGCCCUUGGCCCAAGCCCAGCCCCGCGAGCCCAGCAAGCGGGUGAAACAGCGGAGGGGAGGAGGACUCGGACAAGAGGAGGGGCGCGGCGGGCUGGGGCGAGCCGGGCUCUAAGCAAGGGGCGCCGGCAGCCCGGCUCUUUCGCUCGCUCUCUGCUCCAGCCGCUGCUGGGGGUUCCAGGCAGCGCGAUGCCGCUGUGCUCCUUCUAGGCGGCGGCCAGCAGAGGCUUCCUGCAGCCUCUCGGCCCACGCCGGCCCCCGUUCCACCGGCAAGUCCCCUGUCUAUCCCAGAGGACGCGCCCGGACGCUCGAGCCGAAGCGAGCGCGAAGUCCGAAGUCCACCCCCAGCGCUGCCAACUUCCCCGGGAGCCCCUCUCCCCACUGCAGCCUGCGCCAGCCCUGGGAGCGAUGCGCCCCCAGCCGGGCGGCGCGCCCUCUGCCAACUCGCCACCCAUGGGAUCGACUGCCCUCGGCUGCCCCGCUUGGAGCGCGUAGCCUUAGCCUCGUGGCCCAGGAGACGAGCGAGACACCCAGGCGUUUCACGGAUUCCACGCGCGCCAGUCUGCUGGGGUCCCCUCCGGGGGCAGCGUUCAUACCCCGGGACGUGGAAGAAACCUCCGUCCUCAGAAGGCAGUACUGGAACCUGUGUGGAAGUUAAGAAAACUGUCCCCUUGGUGGUGGCCUGAGGAGAUUAUCUCAACCCCAAUGUUGCCCUGAAAUUUGUAUUCAAGAUUCAAGAAGAUUAGGACUGCUAAGAUGCCUCAGGAACAGUACACACACCACCGGAGCACCAUGCCCAGCUCCGAGGGGCCACAGGUAUACAAGGUGGGCAUUUAUGGCUGGCGGAAAAGAUGCCUGUAUUUCUUCGUCCUGCUCCUGAUGAUUUUAAUACUGGUGAACUUGGCCAUGACCAUCUGGAUUCUCAAAGUCAUGAACUUCACAAUUGAUGGAAUGGGGAAUUUGAGAAUCACAGACAAAGGUCUAAAACUAGAAGGAGACUCCGAAUUCUUGCAACCUCUCUACGCCAAAGAAAUCCAGUCCCGACCAGGUAAUGCCCUGUACUUCAAAUCAGCCAGAAAUGUUACAGUGAACAUUCUCAAUGACCAGACUAAAGUGCUAACUCAGCUCAUCACAGGUCCAAAAGCCGUAGAAGCUUAUGGCAAAAAGUUUGAAGUAAAGACAGUUUCUGGAAAAUUGCUCUUCUCUGCAGAUAACAACGAAGUGGUGGUAGGAGCUGAAAGAUUAAGAGUUUUAGGAGCCGAGGGCACAGUGUUCCCUAAAUCUAUAGAGACACCUAAUGUCAGGGCAGACCCCUUCAAGGAACUAAGGUUGGAGUCCCCGACCCGGUCUCUGGUGAUGGAGGCCCCCAAAGGAGUGGAAAUUAAUGCAGAAGCCGGCAAUAUGGAAGCCACCUGCAGAACCGAGCUGAGGUUGGAGUCCAAAGACGGAGAGAUUAAGUUAGAUGCUGCGAAAAUCCAACUACCUAGACUGCCUCACGGAUCCUACACACCUACAGGAACGAGGCAGAAGGUCUUCGAGAUCUGCGUCUGCGCCAAUGGGAGAUUAUUCCUGUCCCAGGCAGGAGCUGGUUCCACUUGUCAGAUAAACACAAGUGUCUGCCUUUGAGAGACCAUCCAUAGUGGACGUUGUCGGCAGCAGAAAGGCCAUUUUUGGCUUUAGACCCUGGCUGCCAGCUAUUUUUAUUAGAACACAGAAAGCCUAUCAAAGACCUUGUGCGUGUGUGUGUGCGUGUGUGCGUGCGUGCGUGUGUAUGCGUGUGGGUGGAUAUAAAUAUAUAUAAAUAUAUAUAAAUAAAUAUAUAUAUCCUCUGUAUAAAAUGAGGUUUCAGUACAAAAGGAACCAUGGGUGACCCUGUGAUACACCGUCAUUUCCAUGUCAACCCCACCACCUACAUGAUAAGAUCAAAAACACUGAUGCAGGCCCAACAUUCCUCACACCCUUCCAAAUCACACAGUAUAUCAGACACUUAACCGAAUAUUCACCAACAUGUUUGAGGAGCCACGUGUCUUCCCUUUUAGUGUCAUUACAGGGCAGUGAUGGCGGGAAUCUCCAAGUCACGCUCGAGCAGUGAGACCCUUGUAUUGAAAUAGACAUUUCGUUUCCAUUUUUAGCUUUAGGAAGGCUGGCCCACAUCCCCCUUUUCAAGCGAGGGAUGGGGCAGUGCCACAGAAGUCAGCUGCAGGAACACAAAAGGCCUGUUCUCCCUUCACGGCCAAACGUACUGGGGCUUUUGUAGUUGCAUGAAUGUGGAGGAUGAGUUUCAGUGAAGUUUAAACUGCUCACCCAACUCCUGCUAGCCUCCUUCAAAUAUCAUGUAUUAUCCCACAGUCAAAAUAGGAGUUGUAACUCAGCACAAAAUAGGAUAACAGCGGCUCCUCAGUCGGCUGGAAGCGACUCCGUGGCCUGACGGGCAAAGAAUACGUGGGUGGUGUGUCUCUGUUUAAAGGACAAAAUGGCUCCAAGUCUGCUUCAUCCUCACUUCUGACUUUAUCCAGCAGACUCCAGCCCCAAGUGAUCGGGUCCAUCAAAACCGUUAAGAAAGGAACCCCUACCUGAAGAGAAGCCAUUGAGGGACAGAAACCUAAUUAAGAACAGCAUAGAAAACCUAAUUAAUUUUUCUAUGUAUCCUGGGAUUGGUAGGUAAUUUGGAGACUCGCCUUUUCUUUCUAAAGGCAUGCACAAACUCUGGCUUCCAUCUUCUUCUAUAUAUGUUUGUUGGGCUAUUCAUACUCCUAAGGUCACCGUUAUGUUUUCUCCAAGAAUAGUGACCCAAGAAUCACAGAUCUGAAAUGCAUGCCCCCAGAAAUGGUCAUUGGAAAUUAAUAUAAACUGAGUCACACGUCUCUCUCGGGCUCACUGUGUUCCCACGGCCCAGCAGCAUCAUGACUUGAUACGUGGACGCGGCUCCCCGGUUCCCGCCAUCAGCUACCUCUCACCCCUCCACCUUCAUCUUCGUGCUCCAGGGUCACCCUGGCCAGCUCUUGUGCUGGGACAGGGGAUUACACCAUCUCUGUUCAAAGAGGGGGAAAUGUGCCUAUGCCUUAAGUCAAUGCACUCAGCAAGGAGAAGCACAUCCUGUUUAUCUUAUUGUUACAACUGUAGUUUAUUUUGGGUGAUUGGAGGGGAAUGGUUCAGCCAUGAGUGGGCCUCUUAAAAGCUGGUAGACUAACCAAGUGGCUGACAGAAGUGGCCUCUCCGGAGCCCAAAUGGAGUCAUAACUGGCUUAGACGGUCCCGGACGCCAUUUGCCAAGCAGCGGCCCCACGACCCUAAAUGAGGUUGUAUUUGUAGGCCCGAAUGACAUUUGUGUUUUCUUCAAGGUUUUAAUUUUUCUUACUUCACAAGCGGGGGGAGAUUUGUCAUUGGAAAUGAAUAACAGAUUUGAUAUUUUUGAGAGGACACUCCAGCAUCAGGCUGAGGUUUGCAUACAAAGGAUAUAAAAGUAAGCUGUGUGUUGCUUAGUCACUUAGGAGCGGGUGGGGGCCAAAAUGGGGGAGGGGGGGUCCUAGCCUGACCAGCAGCCCUGCUGGCUUCCAGACCCUAUAUUCCCUCCAGUCACUCCUCCUCCGUAACCCAUGUAGAAGAAUUGAGUUGUUCAAGGGCAACAACUGCUACUUAGUUUGUAGCAGUAGAGGCUAAAAAGGAAAACCCUAAGAAGGUGCCAAGUUGCUUUGGAUUGGCAUUAUUUUUAUCCUGUAGGAUCCCACUGCUAGCAUCUGCCUAUAUUACAUACAGGGUUUUGCCAAAUAGGAGAGCCGCCCUCCACCCCCCGCUUGGCUACGAGGAACAUCUUCCCCAUGUCAUUCAGACAAACAAUAGUAGCAGUGAGGCCCUCUGUGGCUAAAUACCUUAACAAAAAAUGUUUUUGAGCAGACAGACCAUCUUUGU